This is a messenger RNA of Lactuca sativa (garden lettuce), 905 nucleotides long. Its product is annotated as putative transmembrane ascorbate ferrireductase 4. Lineage: Eukaryota; Viridiplantae; Streptophyta; Magnoliopsida; Asterales; Asteraceae. Gene Ontology annotation, molecular function: oxidoreductase activity. The record is from RefSeq and is a predicted model, not a curated record.
UACCAUGGACUUUAUGCCCCCUUCCUUUCUUUCACUAAAUCAAGCAACAUCUAUUGUCAUCCCUUUCAACAGUAGCUUCAAUGAUAGCCAUGGCUGCUAAUACUAAACCCACCUUCUCUCUCCUCUUACUCGCCAGGCUCUCUGCUACACUCGUCGCCAUUCUUCUUCUCAGUUGGGCUCUCUACUUCACCACCAGCUUUCUUCCUCACACACUCUCUCAGCGAGACCUCAUUUACUCUGUUCUGCAUCCUUUAUUGAUGGUGAUUGGGUUCAUCCUCAUCAGCGGAGAGGCAAUAUUGGUGCCUAGAUGGUUGCCUGGUUCAAGAAAAAGAAAGAAAAUGGUGCAUUUGUGGCUACAAGGAGUGGCAUUGACAAGUGCGAUAUUUGGGAUUUGGACAAAGUUUCAAGGAAGAGAAGGAGUAAUAGCCAAUUUCUUUAGCUUGCAUUCUUGGAUGGGUCUCCUUUGUGUCUCUCUUUUUGGAGCUCAGUGGUUGAUGGGUUUCUUAAGUUUUUGGCAUAGAGGCGAGGUACGAAUGACUAGAAUACGGUUUUUGCCUUGGCAUGUUUUCCUUGGUCUUUAUACAUACGGGCUAGCUGUAGUGACAGCCGAGACGGGCCUUCUUGAGAAGUUGACUUUCUUGCAAACCAAGGGAGUUGUGUUGAAACACUGCACCGAGUCAUUGAUCGUUAAUUGUUUAGGGCUCGGAUUGGCCACACUUUGUGGGGUUGUGAUAUUAACCGCAGUCUCACCCAAGCAAUAUCAAAGUAGUCACACAACAAAGGUCGUGAAUUCAAAUAGCAAGUGCUUGACUUUUUAGCCAAAUUUUUGUACAUAUGCACGUUCAUUUAAAAUGCUUUUACAUUGUUCUUUAAUAACGUUUUUACCAAAUAAUCCAUUUGACCUA